Molecule: messenger RNA, 264 nt
Organism: Plenodomus lingam JN3
Lineage: Eukaryota; Fungi; Ascomycota; Dothideomycetes; Pleosporales; Leptosphaeriaceae
Source: RefSeq, a predicted model, not a curated record
AUGGGGGGUGGAACUCCCCGCCAACCGCAGGCCGCCACCAUCUGGGAAGUGGAGGGUUCGCCCAGCCCAGCCAAUGCAACAAGCCAACUGUGGACAAUAUGGCAAGCGAGCUGCGCGUCAUUCACUGUUGGCACGCCAAUCCCUCUAGAGUACGGUACGACGCGCUUCCGUCUCAUCGACAUACGUCCAAGGACCGGUACUACAAGUACUACCUACCAGCACGCGCCUGACAACGUCAUUAUGCCAAGAGCCCCCUCCAUCUAG